This is a messenger RNA of Nymphaea colorata (pocket water lily), 912 nucleotides long. RefSeq lists its product as uncharacterized. Lineage: Eukaryota; Viridiplantae; Streptophyta; Magnoliopsida; Nymphaeales; Nymphaeaceae. The transcript has 5 exons. Gene Ontology annotation, molecular function: mRNA binding; protein binding. The coding region runs from base 1 to 912 and encodes 303 amino acids. Gene Ontology annotation, biological process: mRNA splicing, via spliceosome. The record is from RefSeq and is a predicted model, not a curated record. Gene Ontology annotation, cellular component: catalytic step 2 spliceosome.
AUGGAGAACACUAUUGCAAGAAUGAAGCAGAUGACUCUCACCGCCACUCGCAUUGUGCACCCUAAUGAUACUUUUGAUCGGAAGUAUGAGCGUCAUUCUAAAGAGGAAGAAGGAGGACCAGAGGCCUUCCCAGAAGAAGGAAUCAACAUCAAUAUUAUGGACUUUAGAGCCUUUAGACUCUUUCACGAUUGGGACGUAUGGGGUGACAGCACAUCUUACCCUGAGAUUGAAGCAACUGCAGUCUUUGAUUCCCAUCUUCCUGAGUCUAUUGUUGAGUUGGAUGACGACUCUUCAUUCAGACAGUUGAUGCCCUUCCGUGGACGCCUUCAAUGGGUGCUCAUUGGUUCGGACAUGGAAAAGUUGAUCUUCUUCAUGUAUACUGACUACAAGGGUCUCUCCUAUGUGGAGCCACCAGUUGACUACAAACGCGGUGGAGAUGUGGGACAUUUCUUCUUGCUGGGAACUCCUGAAGGCAAGGUUCACUUGUUCGAUACUGUUAAGGACCGUUCAUGUGCUCAUUCAUACAUAGGCCACAGCAAGGCAGUGCGUGACGUUCAGUUCUCGCACGAUGGCAAGCAAUUUUUGAGUGCAUCAUUCGACAAUCGUGUUCUUCACUGGGAUACAGAGUAUGGAAAAGUAGCUGCUUCCUUCGGACUCAAGCGCAUUCCCCUCACACUCAAGUUUCAUCCAUCAGAGCAUUACCCACAUGUUUUCUUCUGUGGAACCAACCAGAAGAAGAUCUUCCAGUUCGAUCUGCGCACUGGCCAAAAGACAAUGGAGUAUACCCAACAUUUGGGUGCAGUCAACACGCUAACUUUCAUUGAGGAAAACAAGUUCGUCAGCAGUUCUGACGACAAGAAGCUGUUCAUCUGGGAGUAUGGUGUGCCUGUGGUGACGAGACACGUCUCAUAA